Messenger RNA from Brenthis ino (lesser marbled fritillary), 3255 nucleotides. NCBI's taxonomy places the organism in Eukaryota, Metazoa, Arthropoda, Insecta, Lepidoptera, Nymphalidae. The record is from the annotation of a GenBank genome assembly.
AUGACUGAGAUAUUGUAUAUAUGGCUGUCAAUAAAUAACGUGGAUGCUAAACUAUAUAAGUAUGAUCUUCUACAAGAAAUGAUCGAUUAUGAUUCAGAUUUCUUUGAAUAUGUUGACGAUAAGAAAUCAGCCGUCACCUUAACAGAUGACAAGUUUAUUUCUAUACCAAUCAGUGAAUUGAGCACUAGCAUGACAGAACUGGACACUUCAUUUGAAAUAAUCGCCGUUGUUACAUUAAGUAGAAAGAAAUCUUGCUUAUUUUCUAUCAGCACAGAAGAUACUAUUGUACUUGAAUUAUGUUUUACACCAAGUGAUGAAGUUCUAAUGCGAAUAUCAUUAGAUAGUGAUAGUUUUGAUAGCCGUAAAACAUUUUUACAUGUAUUGAAUGAGGAGGAGAAAUCAACGACUUUAAUACUUCAAGUGGAUGUGGACAGCGUCAGCUUGUAUGCAAAUUGUAAGCUAAUUGAUAGUCAAAGCUUAGAAAUACGGUUAAAAAGUUUAUCGAUUCCUGAGGAGUCUAAUCUUAUUUUUGGGAAAAUCGACAAAUUGGACUCCAAUUUCUUUGAUGGACAAAUACAGAAACUUCAAAUAUUUUCAAACUCGUCUUAUGAAGGACGAUUUAGUGUUUGCGACAGUGGCUUAAAGCUUCCAGAUAGUAUUGACGAUAAAGAGGCCAGCGUCAGCGCCUUUACGAAAUCACCCGACACUACCGAAGAUGAACCGGAUGACGAUAGUGACACAGAUAUGCUUGAAUAUAGUACAGAAAAACUUGACAAAUGGGAUAAAGGAGAGAAAGGGGAUAAAGGUGAUAGGGGAGACCGCGGUGAAAAGGGAGACAAAGGAGAAGGCACAAUUGGCAGUAUAGGACCACAAGGUCCAAUAGGUCCAGGAGGUCACCAAGGGCCGCCUGGAGAGAAAGGUGCUGAAGGGGCAUGUCAAUGCUCAGAAUUAGUGGUAACAAAAUUGUUAUCCACUAUGCCAGAAAUGAGAGGUCCUCCUGGUGAACCAGGACCUCAAGGUGAAGAUGGAGCACAAGGCAUGCCUGGCUUAACUGGUCUCCAAGGAAUACAAGGGGAGAUGGGCCCAAGAGGGUUUGAUGGUGAAAAAGGUAAACCUGGUGAUAAUGGUUUACCUGGAAAAGACGGCGAAAGAGGAUCUAAAGGUGAACCUGGAAGAAAUGGAGACCCAGGGCCUCCAGGACCUGAAGGGCCUAUGGGACCCCCUGGUCCACCAGGAGAAGCAUAUAAGGAAAUAGAAGAGGCAAAAAUGCCAAUUGCUGGUGAAAAAGGUGACAUAGGACCAAUUGGGCCUCCAGGUUCCCCAGGACCUAAGGGUAUUCAAGGGUCUAAAGGUGAAAAAGGAGAGGAAGGCUUAAAAGGCGACAAGGGUGAACAAGUUAUCAUACGAGAUAAAGGUCUUGAUGGUAAACCUGGCCCACCUGGAAAACCAGGAGAGACAGGGCAAAAUGGCAUACCUGGACAACCGGGUACCCAUGGUCGGCAUGGAGAAAAGGGAGAAAAAGGCGACAAAGGUGAUAAAGGAGAACAAGGUCUACCAGGCAUAACUGCAAAGCUAUCAGAUAUACUAUACGACGAUAUGGAUCCUAUUGAAAAGGAAGCUGUAAUAGAAAAAUUAAGAGGUUACAAAGGUGACAAAGGAGAAAGUGGUCACAAGGGUGAUAUAGGAGAUACAGGAGAUAGAGGUCCUAAGGGUUCUGCAGGAAAUGAUGGACUUCAAGGUCCACCGGGAGAAAAAGGAGCUCAUGGCCAUAAAGGAGAUCCUGGUCCCGAAGGGCCUAAAGGUCUAAGGGGAAACACAGGAGAACCAGGUCCACCUGGAAACGUGCCAACAUCUGCUAUAAGUUUAAUGAAGGGUCCAAAAGGAGAUCAAGGAGAAAUAGGUAAAACAGGACCACGUGGUCCAAACGGUCAUCCUGGAAAAAAAGGCCCAGCUGGGCCUCGUGGUUAUAAAGGGGCCAAAGGUGAACCAGGCGAGACUGGACAUAAGGGUGCCACGGGAUAUAAGGGCGAAGUAGGUCCAGUGGGACCUAAGGGAGAGAAGGGCGAAACUCCACUUGUUGAUACUGCAAAGCUCAAAGGUGACAAGGGAGAGCGGGGUGAAACUGGUAAAUCUGGACAGGAUGGCAAACCUGGGAAACCCGGAACUUGUGAAGAGUCCAAUUUCCUAACUGUUACUGGUCCACCUGGCCCCCCUGGUCCACCUGGCCCAUCUGGUCCACCUGGUCCACCUGGAUCACCGGGUAUAUCCAUAACAGGUCCAAAAGGGGAACCCGGAGGAAUAAUAUCUAAAAGCACAUUAUAUGCUUUUAAUGAUGUAAAUAAUGAUUCAAAUACCUCUAACGAAGACGAUGAUUUCUAUACUGCGGCAACAGUUAUAUAUAAAACGAGUACUGCCCUAUUUAAGAGAACUUCGAUAACACCAUUAGGAACAUUAGCUUAUAUUUUGCAAGAAAAAAUAUUAUUGCUAAAAGUUGAAAAUGGAUGGCAAUACGUUUUGAUGGGCUCUUUCUUACAAACAAGAGAUUCACAUACAAGCACAUCAUCACCCAAGUUCCAUAGAACGACUGAACCCACAAAUCCUACUGAAGGUGUAAAAUCAUCAGAUAAUUACAUUCGCUUAGUGGCAUUGAAUGAACCAUAUCCAGGGAAUAUGCUGACUACUACAAAUAGAACUGGGCGAAGCGCGGCAGAGCAAGAGUGUUACAAACAAGCACAAAAGUUCCACAAGAGAAGCACUUUUGUUCCUUUUAUAUCAAACAAUGUUGUAGACUUAAUAUCAAUAGUGAAGUCAAUACAAGAUAGACAUGUGCCGGUAGUCAAUUUGUAUGGAUCGGUGCUAUUCGAUUCGUGGUCGAGCAUGUUCAAUGGUUCUGGUGCUCCGCUACUGUCCACUACAAGUAUUUACAGCUUCAACGGCAAGAAUGUGUUUAUUGAUCCAACUUGGCCAACUAAAGCAUUAUGGCAUGGAAGUACUUCAUUUGGUAUUCGUGCUAAGAGGGCAUCCUGUGAGGAGUGGCAGAGUGACAGCUCUCUGAGCCACGGCGCUGCGUCAACACUUUACAGUAAUAGACUGUUGGAACAAGAACAGUAUUCCUGUGAUAAUAAACUCAUAGUCCUAUGUGUGGAGACCACAUCUAAUGCACGUAGAAAAUUAAGACACCCCCAUCCCAAAUCGCGGAAGAGGCCAAAUGAUCACAAUAUUGAAACAUUCGACAAUCGAAUACAACCAGGCUUA